This is a messenger RNA of Durusdinium trenchii, 716 nucleotides long. The record is from the annotation of a GenBank genome assembly. NCBI's taxonomy places the organism in Eukaryota, Dinophyceae, Suessiales, Symbiodiniaceae.
AUGCGCGAGCAGUUCUCCCAAAGCAAGUCGAGUACCAAGGACAAAGCACUCCCAAAGUUGCUGUUCAUGGGCAAAUUCAACAUGAAAGAUGAGCAGUUUCUCCAGGGCCUUCAGGAUGGUGAGUUCUUUGAGAGCAGGGACAGCAGUGGUCGCCUUGUCUACAGUUGGACCCAGUUGGAGCAGGUUGAGAGCAGGGGUUCUCUUACAACUGUUUCAAUGGCAGCCAAGCAGGAGCUCGACAAGAACCAGAAGCAGGUUGAGGCUGGAGCUUUUGACUCUUGGAGGGGCGGUCUUUUCUCCAGGGACAAGACAAAGGCUCUCCAUGAUGCAGCUUCUUCUGGCAGCGCUCCACUUGCCCUGUGCGACCGAGAGACUGAACUGGGGGAGUCUCUCUGGAAGAAAGCACAGGAGCAGCUUCAUGACGCAAAAAGGGCCUAUGAGAAGCUUGAGAAGGAUGUGAGGAAGGGCCUGCAAGAUGUAGGUGUUGACGCAAAGGAAGAUCCUCUUUGGACUACCUUGAAGAAAGAGCUGGCCAUGAGCAUCAUGAAUGAGAAGCGCGAUGUGGACCAUGUGCUCAGCUGGAAGGAACUUCCAGAUGGUUCUUGCCUCACUGGUGCUAAGUAUGACGAGUUUAUCCAAGGCAGUGGCAAUAGGGCUGUGAAGCUUGAGGACCAGGUUGCUGGCAUCAAGGGGCAGUUGAGCGCUCGACUUGCCAG